GAGUGUAACGUGUCUGAAGGUCAUUCCUUUUUAUUGCCAAAUAGUAUUCUGUGGUAUCGUAACAGUGCUUUCUGUUUAUCACCUCGGUUCUUCCUCAUGACAGUAUCAUGAUUCACAGAUGUGGAAACUGAGGUGCAGUUAGUACUUCGGAGGGUAAUGGUUCAAACCCAGGCAGUCUGGCAGUAGAGUGUGUGCUCUCAUUUAGUCUCUCUUGCUGUGCCGCCUCUCCAUGGGUGCAAAAUAUGUCUUCAUUUCUAAGAUGGGGAGUUUCUUUUAUGUAACGACCGCUGAAUUUCUAAAACUGUAAUACCUAGUUUUAUGCAAUCUGAUAAGAUUUUCUUGAACGCCUAAUUUGUGCCUGGAGUUUUACUAGGUGCUGUGAGGGAUGGAGACACGUUUCUGCUUUCGAAGAAUUUAGCAUUUUGCUUGGUAGAUAAGACUCAGAUGCGCAUGGUAACAUAGCUCCCCGACGGCCACAUGGGAUCAUAUAGGAUCUAAAGCCUACAUGCAUACUCCAGGUAGAGGAAGUCAACAAGAAGAGGCUGAUGUCAGUGAGAAGAGCUGAGGCCAACUUUUCAGAGGCCAUGGCUGUGAGCCAGCUCUAGCCCCUUGGCCUAAUCAGUCCCAAGUUGCAGGAGUGGAAGCUUGUAAUUGUUGAGAACCCGCACUAUGUUUUAAUGUCCCUUCCACCCACAAAGUUUUCUGCUUGUUAUGUUCCAACUUUUAGAUCCCAUCUGUGUGUCUAUAAUUAUACCAGGAAGCUUUUCCUCUUAAGCUGUUUUUAAUAGAAAUGUCUUGAGGGGGUUUUGCUCUCUUUAGAAAAACUGGUUAGCCAAGGCACAGGGCUUGAUGUGUGUGUGUGUGUGUGUGUGUGUGUGUGUGUGUGUGUGUGUGUGUAUUGUAAAAUGCCUCAUAGCAUCCACUUCUUAGGCUGGCCACCAAAGCCUGGCAGACAAGGAUUCAGGAGUAAGAAUAGUACAUGGAACUGCAUUUAAACUCUAGAAGGCCUGGUUUAGGUAGCUUGUGCUGUGUAACAAACCACCUCGGAACUUAAUGGCUUAAAACAACCACCAUUUAUUUGGCUCAUCAUUUUGUGGAUCGUCCGGGCAGUUCUUUGUGGACUGGCUCAGCUUACCUCAUGUGUGUAUCUGUGGCCAGCAGGCGGGUCAGCUCAUGACUGGGCCGCAAGUCUGCCUCUUGGCAGGCUUUUAGUCAGGGUAUAUGGCUCUUGGCUAGGGUGCCUUAGUUCUCUUCCACGUGGCCUCUUAUCUCCAGCAGGCUAGCUCAGGCUUGUUCACAGGGUGGACACAGGGCUCCCAAGAGCAGCAACAGAGGGCAGGUCCCAGUUCACAAGCGCUUUUCCAAGCCACUGCUGCAUAGUGUUUGUUAAUGGUCCGUUGGCCAAAGCAAGUCACAUGACCAGCUCCGAUUCAAGGAGUGGGAAAAUCAGCUCCACCGCUUGAUGGGAGAUCUGCAGUGUCAUAUUUCAAGGGUGUGAAUGCAGGGAGAGGAUGAAUCUGUGGCCAUUUUAGUAAUCAUUCUCAAAGUCAGAGCAUAUAAUAGCAAUAAGGUUAGCCAACAUCUACUGAAUGCUUACAAGCUGCAGGUACUAUUAGAAGUACUUUAUAUAUGUAUCUUAAGUCAUUUCAGUCACACAGUGGCCCUGAGAGCUAGGUGUUAACCAUUUCCCCCAUUUUUCAGAGGAACAACUUGAGUCUCUGAGAGGCUAAGUAACUUGCCCAAAGUCACACAAAUAGUAAGAGGUGGCCCAGGAUUCUCAUCCAGGCAGCCUUGCUCCUGUUCCAAGCACUUUACACAUAUCGUGGCAUUUCAUUCCCAUGACCAUCUGCUCCAUCAAGGACUGCUUUUAUCCCCAUUUUCUAGACGAGGAAACCCAAGCUCCAGGAAGUAAUUUAUAUGUCGUAGGCCGCACAGCUUGCACACGGGCAAGCUGAGAUUCAACUCUCCAAAGCGUCUGCACUCUUAUCUAAUUCGCAGCAUCAUUUCACUUACCCAGACUUUAUUUCAUAGUCUCAAUUUACAGUGGUGGAGGAGGGGGAUCUGGGAACUCUCCAGAACAUAGAUAAUAAUAAAGAAGAGGAAAAAAGACAUCUAGAGAUGCAGCUAGAGUUGUCAUCACGAAGCCCAUGCAUUUGCCAGGGGAGCUUAUUAGUUCGUUGUCCACUGUACCGAGUGGAGCCAACUGUGCACUGUCCCCUCUCCAGGGCCACCGUUCGCGUGGGCGCACCGGAGUGUGCGAGCUGGCGCCCCGACGAGGCUCACAAGCUCACUCAUCUGGUUUCUACCCUGUAGAGAUGAGGGAAGCAAAUAAAACAGGAUUAGGUUAAAAAGUCUGACAAUAGCUUGUAAGGGCACCACCAUCGGACAAUGAAGGAAGAGUCAGAAGAACUAGUUUACCAAAAGCACAAGAACUCAAAGUACGAGAGUUUGGGGGUGUUGGCGUAGGGCCAAACAGCCCAUAAAAAGUUCCAUAGCUCCCAGGAGGGGGUCACCGUCUUACUACUUGGUAUAGUAGUUGGUUUUUAGAGAGGAAAAACGCUUAGGUUACCAGAUGCUUUGUUGAUCAGGGAGGGAAGUAAAUAAUGAAAUUUUGAAAGAUUUGUCAUAGAUGAUGGCGAUGAGAUUAAUGUUUCUUGGGUGGAGCACCUCAUACCCUGAGAUGACAGGCAGAUGAGACUUUACGGAAACUGACAUCUCAGGGUUGCAGUGGCCUCUUGGGGUCACUUUGACUUUUCAUAUUUUUCCUCUUGGGUUUCUGCAGGGUGGAUGUAAUUCUAAAUGAAGAUGAGUGGAGGCUCUCAGGGAUCGAGGCGGUGGCCAACGACCAUUAAGACUUGUGCAAAGGCAGCUUUUUGACUCCAGAGGUGGCUGCUUCCCCACCAGGAGGGUUUACACCUGGCCUUCAGGGUAGUUCUUCAAGGCAGAUAGAGUCUGAUGGGCUGGCUGGCAAUAUUUGGACACUGGUAUUAUGUUGCAAAAUGCCUUCAGUUCCUGGGAUGAAAGAUGCAGAGCAGAAGAUGGGCACAGUCUCGCCACCGGAUUGUGGGAGCCUUCUCAGCAGCUGCUGUCUCCAACCUGGACAUCGAGAGCAAGCUGAGCGUGUACUACCGUGCACCGUGGCACCAGCAGAGAAACAUCUUCCUCCCGGCCACCAGGCCGCCCUGCGUGGAGGAGCUGCACCGCCACGCCCGGCAGAGCCUGCAAGCCCUGCGCAGAGAACACCGGAGCCGGAGUGAUCGCCGCGAGCAGAGAGCUGCUGCACCCCUUUCCGUAGUAGCUCCUCCACUGCCCGCCUACCCCCCAGCUCACAGCCAGAGAAGACGCGAACUUAAGGACCGGCACUUCUUAACGUUUAACAGCACCCGUUCGCCCUCCCCCACUGAAUGUUGCCACAUGACCCCAUGGAGUAGAAAGUCCCAUCCCCCGGAGGACGAAGAUACAGAUGUCAUGCUAGGGCAGAGGCCGAAAAACCCAGUACACAAUAUCCCUUCCACACUGGACAAGCAGACCAACUGGAGCAAAGCACUACCUCUCCCGACGCCGGAGGAGAAGAUGAAACAAGAUGCCCAAGUGAUUUCUUCUUGCAUUAUUCCCAUCAAUGUCACUGGAGUUGGUUUUGACAGAGAGGCUAGUAUACGCUGCUCUCUUGUUCAUUCACAAUCCGUACUACAGCGGAGACGAAAACUGAGAAGGAGGAAAACCAUCUCGGGUAUCCCCAGAAGAGUCCAACAAGAAAUAGAUUCUGAUGAAUCGCCCGUGGCCAGGGAAAGGAAUGUGAUUGUGCACACAAAUCCAGAUCCUUCCAACGCUGUCAAUAGGAGGUCUGGAACCAGGGACUCGGAGUGCCAAACUGAGGACAUUCUGAUCGCUGCUCCAUCCAGAAGGAGAAUCAGAGCUCAGAGGGGUCAAAGCAUUGCAGCUUCCCUUUCUCAUUCUGCUGGCAACAUUUCCGCAUUGGCAGACAAAGGCGACACCAUGUUUACUCCUGCAGUGAGCAGCCGCACAAGAUCUCGGAGCCUUCCCAGGGAGGGCAAUAGAGGUGGGGAUGCUGAGCCCAAAGCUGGUGCUAAACCCUCAGCAUAUGAAGAGGGGGAGCCUUUCGUGGGAGACCAAGAAAGAACCCUUAACGAUUGCAGCGAGGCCCCCAGCAGCCCGAGUGCACAGGAGCACCAGCCUGCUUUGAGCCUGGCCUGUUCUCAACAUCUUCACAGCCCCCAGCACAAGUUAAGUGAGAGAGGGAGGUCACGCCUGCCCCGGAUGGCUGCCGACUCUGGCAGCUGUGACAUCUCCUCCAACUCGGACACCUUUGGGAGCCCCAUCCACUGCAUCUCCACGGCUGGCGUCCUCCUCAGCAGCCACAUGGACCAGAAAGAUGACCACCAGUCAUCCAGUGGCAACUGGAGUGGGAGCAGCUCCACAUGCCCCUCACAGACCUCAGAGACAAUCCCUCCUGCAGCCUCUCCUCCCCUCACUGGCUCUUCACACUGUGACUCGGAGUUGUCACUAAACACAGCCCCUCACGCUAAUGAGGACGCUAGUGUCUUCGUGACAGAGCAGUACAACGACCACCUGGAUAAAGCGAGGGGCCACCGAGCAAACUCCUUUACCUCCACUGUGGCAGAUCUGUUGGAUGACCCCAACAAUAGCAACACGAGUGACAGCGAGUGGAAUUACCUACACCACCAUCACGAUGCCUCCUGCCGCCAGGAUUUUAGCCCUGAGCGUCCCAAGGCAGACAGCCUGGGCUGCCCAAGCUUCACGAGCAUGGCCACUUAUGACAGCUUUCUGGAAAAGUCUCCAUCGGACAAAGCAGACACUAGCUCUCACUUUUCGGUGGACACAGAAGGAUACUACACCUCCAUGCACUUUGACUGUGGUCUCAAAGGUAGUAAGAGUUACGUCUGUCACUAUGCAGCCCUGGGCCCAGAGAAUGGCCAGGGUGUCGGGGUUCCUCCUACUCUUCCAGACUGUGCCUGGCAGGACUACUUAGACCACAGGAGACAGGGGAGACCAAGCAUCUCUUUCAGGAAACCAAAGGCAAAGCCGACUCCACCUAAACGUAGCUCAUCAUUGAGGAAGUCUGAUGGAAAUGCAGACAUUUCUGAGAAGAAAGAACCAAAGAUAAGCAGUGGCCAGCUCCUGCCUCACAGUUCCAGGGAAAUGAAGCUGCCUCUUGAUUUCUCCAACACGCCUUCUCGAAUGGAAAAUGCCAGUCUGCCCACCAAGCAGGAACCUUCUUGGAUGAACCAGAGUGAACAUGGCAUUAAGGAACCUCAGUUAGACACUCCAGAUGUUCCACCAUUCAAAGAUGAAGGUGCUGAAUCAACUCACUAUGCAGACCUCUGGCUUCUAAAUGACUUGAAAACAAAUGAUCCUUACAGAUCUUUAUCUAAUUCAAGCACUGCUACGGGUACCACAGUUAUCGAAUGCAUCAAAUCUCCAGAGAGCUCGGAAUCCCAAACAUCCCAGUCGGAAUCUAGAGCCACCACCCCCUCCCUUCCUUCUGUUGACAAUGAGUUUAAACUGGCUUCACCAGAAAAGCUGGCUGGCUUGGCAUCUCCGUCAAGUGGCUACUCCAGCCAGUCUGAAACGCCAACGUCCUCUUUCCCUACAGCUUUCUUUUCUGGCCCAUUGUCUCCUGGAGGUAGCAAAAGAAAACCAAAAGUCCCAGAAAGGAAAUCCUCACUACAGCAACCCUCUUUAAAAGACGGAGUUCUAUCACUGGGUAAAGACCUUGAACUUCCAAUUAUACCUCCUACCCAUCUUGACCUAAGUGCUCUUCAUAAUGUCUUAAAUAAACCAUUCCACCACCGUCACCCAUUGCAUGUUUUCAGUCAUAAUAAGCAAAAUGCAGUAGGAGAAACACUGAGGUCAAAUCCUCCACCGUCUCUUGCAAUUACACCAACAGUCCUGAAAUCUGUCAACCUUAGGUCCAUCAGUAGGUCUGAAGAAGUUAAGCAAAAAGAAGGCAACAAUACAGAUCUCCCCUACUUAGAGGAAAGCACUCUCACCAUGGCUGCCCUGUCUCCAGGUAAGAUUAGGCCACAUAUGACUAAGAAAUCACUAUCACGUCAGUACUCCACUGAAGACACCAUAUUGUCCUUUUUAGACUCCUCUGCAGUUGAGAUGGAAUCAGAUAAACUACAAUUAGAAAAAAACCGUUCUUUUGAUGUGAAGAAUCAUUGUGAUCCAGAAAUGGUAACCUCAGCUGGUACCAACCUUCUAGAUUCAAGUGGCACAAAAGACCAAAUACAUAUGGACAGUGAGCCUAUUCCAGAAAACACACCAAGUGAAAGUUGUGACUUUCCCGCAGAAGGAUUUCAGAGGGUCUCUGCUGCUCGCCCAAAUGAUUUGGAUUGUAAAAUGCUACAAUGUGGAGCUGGUCCAGAUGGAGCCCUAGCGCAGGUCCAGAAGGUAUCUCCUGUAGACCGGGAGGAAGCUGCAUACCCUGUGUCUGUGGACGUGCUCACGUCUCAGUCCAACUCACCAACUAGAGUCCCAGACAUAAGCAAUCAACUUAAGCAUCAACUUGGGAUGAGCCGCCACCAUGACAAAGUGCCUGGGAAUAUCAGCUAUGAAGCAGAGAUAUCAACUGUAAAUCCAUGCCCUGAAAAAUGUUCUGAGCAGGAAAAUAUUGCUUCAGGUAUUUCAGCCAAAAGUGCCUCUGAUAACAGCGGAGCAGCAGAGGAGACCCAAGGAAGUGUGGACGAGGUUUCGCUGAAAGAAUCGUCACCGAGUGAUGACUCUGUGAUUUCACCACUAAGUGAAGACUCUCAGGCUGAAGCAGAAAGUGUGUUUGUGUCUCCAAAUAAACCUCGAACAACGGAGGAUUUAUUUGCAGUCAUUCACAGGUCCAAGAGGAAAGUACUUGGAAGAAAAGAUUCUGGGGACAUGUCUGUUCGAAGUAAAUCUAGAGCUUCCCUGGGCAGCAGCAGCAGCAGCAACAGUGCUGGUUCUGUCACCUCAACCAACAGCAGUGUGACCACCCCAAACAGCCAGAGGUCUCCUGGCCUCAUCUACCGAAAUGCCAAAAAGUCCAACACAUCGAAUGAAGAGUUUAAGCUACUACUCCUCAAGAAAGGCAGCCGCUCGGAUUCCAGUUACCGCAUGUCUGCUACUGAGAUCCUGAAGAGUCCCAUCCUGCCCAAACCUCCUGGGGAACUCACAGCCGAGUCCCCCCAAAGCACCCAUGAGGCCCAUCAGGGGGCACCGGGAACUGAAGCGCUGUCCCCCCUCUCUCCGUGCUCCCCACGGGUUAAUGCAGAAGGGUUCUCCUCAAAGAACUUUGCCACCCCGGCAUCGGCAAGGGUUGGACGUUCCCGGGCUCCCCCUGCGGCCAGCAGCAGCCGCUACAGUGUCCGCUGCAGGCUGUACAACGCGCCCAUGCAGGCCAUCUCCGAAGGCGAGACAGAAAAUUCCGAUGGGAGCCCACAUGAUGACCGAUCCUCCCAGAGCUCAACAUAGGUGGUCCACGCCAGGCUGGCUGUCAAAGGCCAAAACCUUAGUCGUAUGAGGAUGGAGGAACAGAACGGAAGACUGGGGAGAAGUCAGCACAUGGUGGGGUACCAUCACGCUUACCAACAAGUUCCUAAAUAUUUGCUGGGGAAAUGGAAGGUGGUUUGGUCUUUCUUGAUUAUUUUCCAUAUUUUUAAGUAGCUGCACUGUCUUUCAUAUUUUUCUUUAGGGUAGUUUGAUUUACCCAAUCUCAUUCCUUUUGAUAAUAGAGAAUUUGAAAAUGUCUGCUUUUCAUGAAACCUAGAAAAAGUUUUCCCAGAGCUGCCUAUUCAGAAAACAAAGCCCUCACUGUCAUAAUUCUUAAGAGGAUGAAAUACUCUGGAGGUUCGGUAUAUUUUUACAUUAAAAUGAACUAAAGCAAAAUUUAGAAGAACUACACACAUGUAAAUACCAUAUUUUUGAUAAAAAUGUGUAAAUAGAUUUAUGGAUGACGAGUGGACAUGUGGCCAAUUAUCUACCACACCAACUGCUUAUAGAACACAACAAAUAAAGUGUAAUAACUGUAUUCUGUGAAUACCAUUUUCGUAUCAAAUACCAUAUUUAAAUGUCCACCAAUAUGAUUUCUGAGUGAUAAACCUCAAAAUAUGAAUUUUAAACUGGUGAAAUAAAGGAAAUCUUGAGGUCACAUAGUGAAAUGUGAUUAAUUUAAAAUAAUGAAUUCAGACUUAACCAUUUUUGUGACAAACUGCAGCACCAAACAAACUACUGGUAACACGUGGCUGUGAUUUGCCACGUGGCAAUUUGGACAGAAUGAAAAGCAUGCUUUUGAUUUAAAAAAAAAAAUCAGUGAGAGAAAUCAUCAUUCUCAACAUAAAGCCCUGAACAACAGCACUUGACAGUGUCCUUUAAACUUCAAUUUUUCAGUGGAUUGCUUUAAAGAGAAUGAGUAGGGAAAACAGUAGUUAAUUUUAGGUUAUGUUUUCUAUUACACUACUGGGGACAUAAACAGUCCUAAUCUGAGGACUAGAAUCUUUAAACUCCUUAAACAGUUGAGCAAUUAGCUCCAGGUUCUUUAACGAACGAAAAUAAAACAUAAGCAUGCCACAGAGCUGUGGAUUUAUCAGUAAGUACCUGCAAUGAGUUUUCAGUGAAGCUUUCUCUCUGUGCUGAUGAGAUCCAUGCUACCUAAAAAUUAACAGAAAUGACACUGUGAACAACGUAGUUGGGAAAUAGGUAUGUGUAUAUGCAUUAUUUAAAUUCACUGUUAAAAUGGGAAUGGGGAGCAGCUCUGGUUCACAAUGCUACAUAUAACUGAGUUUUUGUCUGAUUUUACUCUAUCUGCUUGAUGGCAAAAGGGGAGGGUGGUGGGUGGGAAAGGAAAUGUCAGGGCAAGUGCUCUGAUAAAAUGAAGGCAGGGAAACAAGCUGAAUUACUUGAAUUUUCUUGUCUUAAAACUGAAAAAAAAUGUAGUUACAAGUUGAAAUCUGCAAAUGGGUUUUACACCUGUGAUUUUGACAUGAACUGAUACUGUAUGAAAUGAUAUGUCGGAAAUAUGAGCAGCUAUGUACUUGGAAUGUUUUGAAUGGGAGAAGGUAGAAAGUAGAGAACUAAGAAGGAAUACGGCCUAUAUAAAAGAAUAGAAUGUGAUUAGAGUGAUAGAACAUACCAGAGUUACCAAGAAAUUGAUAAGCAGCUGGCUUUAAGCUUAUGCAAGUGGUAUUUGGGAAAGUAGGAUGUGUGAAAGGGGGUUUGUGGUUUUGGUUUAGUUCAUGCAAUAUGAAGGAGAAAGCCUGGUCUAAGAAGAUGCUAUCUUUCAAUAGAAACACUUUUUAAGAUGUUACAGAGUGAGAAUUACAGAAUCUGAUUGCUGUUGGGUUUUUGUUUGUUUCUUUGGAAAGAAAAAAAAAUGUCUGGUUUAUUCUCCUAUUUGUUUUCACUAUCAAGUUGUGUUUCUUAAUUUCUUGUCAUCCUCGUAUGUAAAAUGGGUGCUGGGGGUGGCGGGGUAGAGGAGGGAGAGUGUGUGUGUGUGUGUGUGUGUGUGUGUGUGUGUGCGCGCGCACGUGCGUGUGCAGGGAUAGAUAAGCUACCUGGUAAAGCGUACAUUUGAACAUUUACGAAGUGUUAUACUUUUUACUAAAAGAAAAAUGUUUGGGGGUUUGAAAAAAAUGGACCAUCAUUUCUCAUUGGAACCCAUUAGUUAAGAAAACCAGCAUGGUUUGACACCACAUGGGAACAUGAAUAACUUUUUCUCAUACUUUGAAAAGUACACUUGGCAAACUUUUAAAAGUAAGGUUUUUAGACAAAUGCAAUAAAAAAAAGUCAUUUCCAGUCACAAUAGGUGAUUUUUUGUAAUUCUCAUAAAAGCAGCUCGUUUGCAGUACGGCUUUUGUGUAGUUAGGGGUUUUUUAAGCGUAAAGAAAGGUAUGUAGGCUUUAAAAGUGAUUCUAAAUCUUGAACAGAAAACACACAAAUUGGCUUUAACAAAUAUGUCACCUUAUUAUUGACAUUAAUUUAAGUAAUGGUACUAUAUAUAUUUUAAAAUACAUAUUGACUUGAAUUGUGAGGCAAUAAGAGACCUUCUAUAUGUAAUGAUCACAGAACUAACCCUUAGAAUAUAGUUUUACUUAUUUUGUUUACUCUAAAAAUUUAUAGCAGAGUUUCUCUAUUUUAUAUUUCAUAGAUUUAAAAAAAAAACCCAGAUAAAGAUGGAUUUAAAAUUCACUGUGCAAAAGAGUAUUGAGUAACAAACUGAGUUAAAAAAAAAAAAGGCAAGAAAUUCCUUAGUAAUUCUACAUGGCUUUAUCACGUAGCACAUAAGACCAAGAUUUAGAGGGUUGUCUUCAACAUCACUGCCGUCUUAAAGCAGAGUACACACGUUAGGUAUUGUGAACAACAUCAACCCAAACUUUUCUUCUGUUGUUUGCACUGAUGCUAAUUUUUUCUUCUUUUUUGUUUAUACAACAUGUCUUUGUUGUGUGGGGGAAAUUUUUUUUCCUGAUUUUUUUAUUUUUUUUGGCUAAGUAGAGGACACGGACCAGUUGCAGCAAACACAACACACUGUUUGCUCUUGCCAAAGUUCAGUGAGUACAUUUGCUGCAGUGGUGGCAGACUGAAAGAACUAGAUCAUGACAAAGAUUUACAACUAUGAGGAAGGUUACAGUGUAACUCUUUUGGUACUAGAACCAGUUCAUGCUGGCCGAAAGACAAUGGUUUAUGGACUUGCCUCCAUUUUGUAUUUUUGUAAUAUCUGUAAAUAUGAACUUUUUAAAUCGUUGCAAAAACGGUUUCUUUUGUAAGAUGUUUUCAACGUUUACAUUCAAUUCAAGCCUUUGUAUAUUUUAGAGCUGUGCAACACUUUAAGUCUUGUAUUUAUUUUUAGUAAAAAUGGUGACAGUUUCAUUGUGAACCCCUCUCAAAAAAAAUGUACCAGAAAAGUUUGAUUACCUAGAAAGUGUGUAUAGAAACUGCAAAUAAACGUGACUGCAAUUAAA
Molecule: messenger RNA, 10967 nt
Organism: Aethalodelphis obliquidens (Pacific white-sided dolphin)
Lineage: Eukaryota; Metazoa; Chordata; Mammalia; Artiodactyla; Delphinidae
Gene: NHS
Product: NHS actin remodeling regulator
Exons: 9
Coding region: 3025-7485 (1486 amino acids)
Biological process (GO): cell differentiation; lens development in camera-type eye
Source: RefSeq, a predicted model, not a curated record